Molecule: messenger RNA, 552 nt
Organism: Rotaria sp. Silwood2
Lineage: Eukaryota; Metazoa; Rotifera; Eurotatoria; Philodinida; Philodinidae
Source: the annotation of a GenBank genome assembly
AUGAUAUUAUCAAUUUUGUCACCCUUAACCGUAAUGUACAUAUUACAUGAUUGUUUUCGAUCGAACAAUGAGCGUUCUAUGGAAUAUACAUUGAAACUUGCAUUGAAUAUAUUUCCAGAGAGUGUAGUAUGGUUGAAACGUCUCUUGAGAGGAGUUUUACCAAUUUUAUCGCUCACAGAAACUGAACGUAUCUAUAAAUUUCCGGCGGGUAUUAAUCGUACAGCAAUUUGGUAUAAGAUAGAUAAGUGCUUAACAAAUAAAAAUGAAGAUUGCCGUCCUAUAUGGAAAUGGACACCAAGCUAUGCCAAUGAAUGGAUUACAUGUCCACAACUUGAAGUAUCCUUUGAACCAUGGACGGGACAAAUACCGCGUGAAGAAAAUAUAUUUAUAAUACUCUUCUUACAUACGUUUGCUCCUAAUCCACCAUAUAGUGAUCCACAAUCAACUCAAAAUUUUCUUACGAAUGAACUAAUGUUUAACAAAUUAUCGCAAACUCUGCUACAUCAUACAUCUACGAGCAAAACAGAGUAUUUUGAAGGGUCAACUGAAUAA